AUGUCCAAGGAUUACUAUGUUUUAGAUGGUUUGCUGCCAUUCAUCCAUGCUGAACUGACAAGGAACUACAUUCUGGAGAAUGAUGAAGAGCGCUUUGAAGAGAAAAGGAAGAAGAUGUACACUUUCAUGAAAAUCCCUCGAGAAGUUGAGAAGUUUAUGGGAUAUGGAUUCUUUCAGUGUGCUGAUGCCUUCCUAUUUAUAUUCACCUUCCUACCUAUCAGAUUUCUUCUGGCUCUGAAGAAUCUGCUCUGCUGGCCCCUAUAUCUCCUCAAAGAGAAGAAGCAUGCAUGGUCACUUCAUCCUGCUGAAGUCUGUGAUCUCCUCAAAGCCCUUAUCCUCAUUAUCUGUUGGAGGUUGAUGAUGAUGAUUGAUACCUCGAUGCUUUAUCAUCUUGUCAAGAGUCAGUCUGUGAUCAAACUGUACAUUAUCUUCAACAUGCUGGAAGUGGGAGACCGUCUCUUCUCAUCAUUUGGACAAGAUAGCAUUGAUGCUUUGCUCUGGACAGCCACUGAACCAAGGGGUCAUGGAAGAGACCACUUGGGUGUGCUAUCACACCUCUUCCUUGCAUCUCUCUAUUUUGUGGAGUUGAAGAGUUGUGUUUUCAAAAAGUUUGACAAGGGUAACCUCUUUCAAGUAUCAUGCAGUGAUGUUAGAGAGAGAUUUCAUUACUGCAUCCUCCUCCUCCUUGUCAUGCUCCUCACCAUGAAGGAGUACUCCUGGAAAGAGGAACGCUUCUGGGAGCUCUGUCCAGAUUGUCUCCUGGUUCUUCUCUCAGAGUUCUUGAUUGACUGGUUGAAGCAUGCCUUUAUAACAAGAUUCAAUGAGAUUCCUGCUGAAGUAUAUUCUGAGUACACUGUCAACCUUGCAUAUGAUCUUGCUUCUACAAAGAUGAAGAAGGCAUUCUCAGAUCAUUCAGAUUUGGUGGCCAGGCGCAUGGGUUUCAUCCCUCUACCACUCAGUGUUCUGGUGAUGAAAGUCCUGAGCCAAUCCAUCUCAUUAUCUUCUCCUGCAUCAAUUCUGCUUGGCAUCCUCGUUUAUCUAUCCCUGUUUUCAUUCCGGAUACUCAACAGUAUUGUCAUUUUGGGGAAAGCUGGUGAUUUGAUAGAUCAACACAAGAGAAAGCUGAGUCUGCAGGAGGAAUCAAAGCUUGUCAUCCCUCGUUAUCUGUUUGCUCGAUAUGGGAGCGAGGGAUACUCCACAGCUUCUGAAGCUGAGUCCUGGACUCCACUAUCCUGGAAGAUUGGGGGAAGGAUGAGGACUGCAUCAGAGUCCCAGGUCAUUGAUUCCAAAUUGCAGGCUGGAAUCAGCCAAGGUCUGUCUUCUUUAAGGAAGACUCUUUUGAGGAAGUUUCAUGAAGAAUAUCAUGAAUCUCAUGAGAAGAGUGAGCACAGUAGUGAUAAUUCUCCUGAUGAAUAUCAUAUAGAGCCUACUAGCCAUAGUAGAGAAGAAUUAGAAAGUGUCCCAAAGGGAAAUGUUAACAGACAUGCAAGCAAUGAUUGGGCCAAAGGAAGUGCCCCAUCUUACACAUCUGGUGAUGAACAGCCUCAUGGCGAGAAAGCAGAGCCUUCAGAAGGUGUACACAGGGGAAACCUUAAUGAUCAAGUCAAAGAGAAUGGAGCUGAAGAAAGUGCAAGUGCCCCAUGUUGCAUACCUAGCGACGAACUCCCAGAUGGCGAGGAGGCAAGGCCAUCAGACAGUCUCCACAUUGGAGACUCCAUUAUGUAUACCAAACUGUAAUGCUGUGUCUAGGCAGAGUGAUAUUCAUCUUUUUGACCAUCAAUUUGUGGUUGAUCUCUCCGUGUUCUUGUUUGUCACAAUUUUGGUGAAUCUUGUGGGGGAAAUCUGAACUUCCCUUCUUUGGUUCAUUUCAUUUUACUCUCUAAAAGACCUGUUUCCCUCUCACUUCUGGGUAUUCAUGGUUGUGAUCACAAGGAAUAUAGACUUGUUUGCUGUUCCACUCACUCUGUGUUGGUAUUUCAUGACCUAAACUUUAUAUUUAUAACAUCCAAGA
Molecule: messenger RNA, 2011 nt
Organism: Darwinula stevensoni
Lineage: Eukaryota; Metazoa; Arthropoda; Ostracoda; Podocopida; Darwinulidae
Source: the annotation of a GenBank genome assembly